Molecule: messenger RNA, 2074 nt
Organism: Filobasidium floriforme
Lineage: Eukaryota; Fungi; Basidiomycota; Tremellomycetes; Filobasidiales; Filobasidiaceae
Product: DNA polymerase subunit Cdc27-domain-containing protein
Exons: 10
Coding region: 308-1840 (510 amino acids)
Biological process (GO): DNA synthesis involved in UV-damage excision repair; DNA replication; DNA strand elongation involved in DNA replication
Cellular component (GO): nucleus; delta DNA polymerase complex
Molecular function (GO): DNA-directed DNA polymerase activity
Source: RefSeq, a predicted model, not a curated record
UUUGUAUUCGGUACUGUGCGACUGCGAACACAACGACAGCUCGUUGAUUUUUAGAGUCCGAAAUUUGACCCGAGGGCCCGCUCGAUGCUGUACAGAACGCGCUUUUGAUUACGUCGCGUCACGUCUCGUGAUUCGGGUCAUCGCCUAGACUCGUACCGUGCAGUAGCUGUAGAGCUCUUGACCCCCCCUGGACAUGUUGUGCUACUACCGUACUACAAACAGUCAGUGGUGUCGAAAUCUCGGAUCUAGCGAGUACCCAUCUGGAUCCCAGCUCACAAGUCACUGAGCGAUUUCGUCGCUGCUCAAGAUGUCAGGAGCAACCGCAGAGCAAGAGAAGAAGGCGCAGGAUAGAUUGGCGAAAUGGAUCGAUCUCGAGCACAAGAUCGUGACCUACAGGGAAGUGUCUAGAGAAGUCGGAGUGAACAUCAAUACCGCCAAGAAUAUGCUCGUCCGAUACCUCAAGGCCAACCCGACGACCUUCCCUACAUAUAUCUUGACCGGAACUUACCUUCCUACAAGGAGCCGAAGUUCUACUCCUGUGCCGACUUCCGAUGAAAAGAUUGAAACCCCUAGCACCCCAACCCCCACUAGCACGCCGAUGGACGUCGAUGAGACCACGCCUAAAGCCGUCAAGGGUGAACGUGACGGGCCGACGAUCGACCCCGAUGAGAUCAAGCCGGAAAUCACCAAGUUGAAGUCGAGGAAGGAUGACCCGUACCCGGUCCAUUGUGAGGAUGUCGAGCGAAAGGGGAUGCUGCUGGUAGGCGGGAAAGAAACGCUCGAGAGUAAGCUCGAACUGUUCGUGCCGAGCACUAUUAAGGUCCAGAUCUACUCCUUGUCUCCUUCUCAGAUCAGUGAUCCAGCCCAGUACUUGCCCCCCACAUUGAGAUUGCGUCAACGAGAGAACUACAACGAUCCCGAAGUCAUUGGCAGCGUGACGGGCAGGUUUGAAAUGACUACGAUCGAAAAGCCCGGUGAAAGCUCCAAGUCUGCUGCAAAAUCCGUCGCAUCGAAAACGAAACCGACCACCUCAGCUUCCGUUGCUACCAAGGCGAGCGCUCCAAAGGCGAUCUUUGGCAGCAAGACCAAGUCCCGUGAGGAUAGUGAGAAACCUGAAGAACCUGUCAAAGAAAAGCCUGCCAAGACCGUUAGGAAGAAGAAGGUUCGUUCGGAAAGUCCAUCCGAGACCGAAACCGAGAAGCCCGAGAUGGUUAAAGGCAAAGGGAAGACCACGACCAUGCCUGUCAACAAAUCAGCCGAACCUUUACAGAAGGUAAAUGACGAGCAGGCAGAGCAGAUGAUCAUGGAUUCGUUUUGGGAUGACGAGGCCGCGGGCAUCCCGAGCAGUGAUGCGAUGGUAGCAGAAGAGGAUCACGUGGCUGGAGAAGAUACGUCGGCCAAAGUAUCCGGGAAGGGAAUGCAGGGCUCAAGACCGACUAUACCUCAGAAACGGAGUUCUACAGCUGUCAGCCAGACUGAUCGCGAAACUACGCCUACGCCAUCUGGGAGCAAAGGGGGGUCGUCGGGCAGGAUCAGGAAGAAAAGAAGGGUUGUUCGUUCGGAGACCAAGAUGAAUGACAAAGGGUAUAUCGUUACCGAAGAUGUUUCUGGAGAGGAAUCGUACUCGUCGGAUGGAGGCACACCGCAGCCACCCAAAAAAGCGAAAAAGGCGGCUCCCAAGCUGACCAAGUCGACCUCAACUACAUCGCUCAAAUCGGAACCUCCGGCAAAACCCAAGACCACCGGGUCCUCAUCGGCGGCUGCCAGCAAGCCGGCGGCAGCGGCCAAGCCGAAGAAGAAGGGGCAACAGACCCUGGCUGGGUUCUUCAAGAAGGCCUAGUGUCCCGACAUGGUGCUAAUCAACCAUGUUCUGUCGAUCUGUCGAUUUGUUUACUUUGUCGAGAUGAAUCAUGCCUCUUUGCGCGAACGUUCCGCGACGCCAUAGAGCAUGGAAUGCCGUAAGCGUUGCUGCUUCUCCCCUAGCCCUCCACCUUCGCCCUCUCGUUCGGGAUCACCUGCCACGUCGAUAUAUCCCGACAAAGGGGGGUUGUCAUCCCGUCGAGACCUUUUAUGC